UCGAGGUAAUCCUCUUCCAAGUUUGCAUAAUCCUAACUCGCUGUACAUUGUCUUCUGCAGCGGUUGAUCAGGCCGAGUUGAUUACGAUGAAAACUGUAAAGGGAGCACGCUUGGAGCAACAUGGUAUAAAAGGUCAAAUGAGGAGAAUCCGAAAAAUCUCAAGUUCUGUUGGGUGUUCAACAAAGAAAACAUUACAGGAACUCUUGGAGGCUGAAGGUAAAGAAAAAUCACUAGAAGAACAAUUAAAAGAACAGAAUUUAGUUAAGAAAAAAGCCAGAACCCAAGUAAUCAGGUUUUCAGCUGUUGAUAGAAUUCUGGAUAAGAAAAUGUUUCGAAGAAAGAGGACCAUCAAUAAGAAGAAAGAUCUCUGUGAUGAAUAUGAAGAGGAUAUAGUUUUGAUAAAGAAGAGAGCACGUAGGGGCUAUAGAGGUUCUCAUGUUGUGAGAAAGGCCAGAAGUUUGAAAGAAAAAGUAGAGAGAGAUUCUGAUCCCAGAAUUUUUUCAUAUGUAUCUUCUUCACCAUCAUCUCCAUCCUCUUCUCCUUCAUCCUCAGUUACAGUUUUGAAUGGUUAUGGAAGUAAUGCCCAGAGAUACGCUUCAUGGCAAGAAAAGGAUUUGUUCCAAAAGCGGAGAAAGAAACAAAAGGGCAUAAGAUGCUGCCAUCAGUGCAAAAGAAAAGAUAGACUAAUGUUCAUUCCGUGCUACAAGUGUAAGGAGAAACUGUACUGUCUCCAAUGCAUUAAAAAAUGGUAUCCUCAGAUGUCAUCCAAAGAAGUUGCAGAAAAUUGCCCUUUCUGCCGUGGGAAUUGCAACUGUACUGCAUGUUUGCAUAUCAGUGGAAAUCUUAAGAUCUCACAGAGAGAGAUUACACAUCAAAAGGCCCACCGCACUCAGUAUUUGAUCCACUGUCUCCUUCCCUUUCUGAAAAAAAUACACAGUGAACAAUAUAAGGAAAUGAAAAUCGAGGCUAGAAUUCAAGGGUUAACCUUAUCUGAAAUUGAAUUGCCACUAGCCAAUUGUCGCAAUGAUGAGCGUGUAUACUGUGACAAUUGUGCCACUUCAAUUGCUGAUCUUCAUAGAAGUUGCCCGAACUGCUCUUAUGAACUCUGUCUUAGUUGUUGCCGGGAACUCCGUGAGGAAAACCUGUUAGGAGGUCCCCAAGAAGUUUUUAUCCAUUAUCCGAACAGAGGAUAUGAUUACAUUCAUGGUGGAGACCCUCUUCCAGGUUCUACUUUUGUGAAGAGAUCUACAGAUCAUCUUGAUAUGUUGAAUGAAUGGAAAGCCAAUGAUGAUGGAAGCAUUGCUUGUCCCCCAAAGGAAUUGGGUGGCUGUGGAUAUGACAGAAUGGACCUUAAGCAAAUUUUUCCAAAAGAUUGGGUUUCAGAUUUAGUAGCAGAAGCAGAAGAAAUAGCAAGGAGAUACAGGGUUGAACAACCUUACAAGAAAAACUACCACAGGGGUGCCGAGAUGUUAAGGAAAGCAGCUUCCAGAAAAGACUCCAAGGACAAUUAUUUAUACUGUCCAUCUGCAAGAGACAUUCUUAAGGAGGAGGAACUAGUAAACUUCCAGAUACAUUGGGUCAAUGGUGAACCUGUUAUUGUUCGAAAUGUGCUUGAGCAGACAUCUGGCUUGAGCUGGGAGCCAAUGGUCAUGUGGCGUGCAUUAUGUGACAAUAUGGAUACAAACAAUGGAUCAAAACUGUCUCAAGUAAAAGCCAUUGACUGUCUAGCUGGUUGUGAGGUUAAGAUUAACACCUACCAGUUUUUCAAAGGGUAUAUGGAAGGUAGAACAUAUGAUAAUUUAUGGCCUGAGAUGCUCAAGCUAAAGGACUGGCCUCCAUCUGAUAAAUUUGAGGAUCUCUUACCACGCCAUUGUGAUGAAUUUAUCAGUGCAUUGCCUUUCCAGGAAUACACAAAUCCUAAAUCUGGUUUACUUAAUCUUGCUGUAAAACUACCACAGGAUACCUUAAAGCCAGACUUAGGGCCAAAAACUUAUAUAGCUUAUGGGAUUGCCGAAGAGCUUGGAAGAGGGGAUUCCGUGACUAAGCUUCAUUGUGAUCUAUCAGAUGCGGUGAAUAUUCUAACACACUCAUCAGAAGUAGUGCCAACUAAAGAGCAGCAAUCUGCAAUAAAUAAGUUGAAAAAGAAGCAUAGAGCUCAAGAUGAAAGAGAGCACCUGAGUACAAUUCACUUAGAUCGUGUUAGUGAUGAAUGUUUUGAAUUUGAAGUAUACACCAAUAGAAAAACYUCUUAUGCUACAUCCAAAACUGCAAAUGUUGGUAGCAUGACAAUCGAAACUAGUGAAGCAACUGGAAUUUCAAAAGAAGAUAAUGAGGAAGAGAGUCAAGAGACAACCUUUCCUGGCUUCCCCCCAGAAGGAAGCAAUGAGGAAACAGGUGGUGCUCUGUGGGACAUCUUCCGGAGAGAAGAUGGUGGUAAGCUACAGGCCUACCUUAGAAAGCAUUCAAAAGAAUUUAGGCACAUUUAUUGUUCUCCAGUUGAGCAGGUUAUUCAUCCUAUUCAUGACCAAGCUUUCUAUUUGACACUGGAGCACAAAAGGAAGCUAAAAGAGGAAUUUGGGGUUGAACCAUGGACAUUUGAGCAAAGAGUUGGGGAAGCAGUAUUUAUUCCUGCUGGAUGUCCACAUCAGGUCCGAAAUCUCAAGUCAUGCACCAAAGUUGCUCUUGACUUUGUCUCACCUGAAAAUAUCCACCAGUGCUUCCUUCUGUCUGAUGAGUUCCGGCAACUUCCCAAAAAUCACAGGGCCAGAGAAGAUAAACUAGAGGUAAAGAAGAUGAUUCUUCAUGCGGUUAACCAAGCUGUGAAGGACUUGCAAGACUUGGUGCCCAUUUUACACUGAUAGUCUGUUUCAAACCGGGGAAUCUGUAUAAACUAUCUAAAUGAGAAAUUAUAAGCCAAUCUUCACCCCAAAUAUUUACUGUUUAUACCACCACUAACACCUCGGUUUUCAACCUGACCCUAUCCAAAGGAUCAACUUAAACAUUUCUUGUUUUACCUAAAUGUUUAGUUUUCCUUCAUUUUAUUUAGGAGGUCAGGGAGUUGAUCCAAUCCUGCGGUGAGAUUGUAAUAUAUAGAUAAAUCCAGAGGCAUUUUUGUAACUAACGACAUUUCAAAUUAGGCAUAGUAAAACCCAUAUCUUAUUUCC
Nelumbo nucifera (sacred lotus) is the source of this 3164-nucleotide messenger RNA. Its product is annotated as lysine-specific demethylase JMJ29-like. Lineage: Eukaryota; Viridiplantae; Streptophyta; Magnoliopsida; Proteales; Nelumbonaceae. Gene Ontology annotation, biological process: regulation of transcription by RNA polymerase II. The record is from RefSeq and is a predicted model, not a curated record. Gene Ontology annotation, cellular component: chromatin; histone deacetylase complex. Gene Ontology annotation, molecular function: transcription coregulator activity; chromatin DNA binding; histone H3K9 demethylase activity.